This is a messenger RNA of Amyelois transitella, 1254 nucleotides long. RefSeq names its product ER membrane protein complex subunit 6 (gene EMC6). Gene Ontology annotation, cellular component: endoplasmic reticulum; EMC complex; membrane. The transcript has 2 exons. The record is from RefSeq and is a predicted model, not a curated record. Gene Ontology annotation, biological process: protein folding in endoplasmic reticulum; autophagosome assembly. Bases 120 to 461 code for a protein of 113 amino acids. NCBI's taxonomy places the organism in Eukaryota, Metazoa, Arthropoda, Insecta, Lepidoptera, Pyralidae.
AUAUGUCAUGUUUUAUUUUCACGUUAUAAAUUAUCUCAUUGGAAAGAAUCUUUUGGGUUUCACUACUAUAAAUUGGUCAAUUUUGUUUCGCUAGUUUUAUAGGUCUUUUUCUUUCAAAAAUGUCAGCUGUGACGAAAAUUAAGGAUAAUAAACCAGAGCCAAUCGCUUACAGCGACGCAGCGCUAAGGAACAAUGCUGCAGUUGUGGAAUAUUGUCGAACAUCUAUGGCUGCUUUAUCGGGCUCCACGGCUGGUAUUCUCGGGCUAACAGGACUAUACGGCUUUGCCUUCUAUGUCUUUGCUGUUGUUAGUCUAUGGGUAAUGUUUAUGUUGAAAGCAGGUCCGAAAUGGCACAACUACUAUAUUUCGAGACAGAGUGUGCUAACAAAUGGAUUCUUCGGAGCCCUAUUCACAUACGUACUGUUUUGGACAUUUAUUUAUGGAAUGGUUCAUGUAUAUUAAUUUAGUUGUAAGUAAUGUGAUGAGGAAUUGGGUUAUUGUAUGUAACAAAACUAUUGUAUGUCUGAUCCACCAAAGUCAAGUUGGAAAGCUUGUGUAAGUUCUGUUUAUUGUAAGAAAUAAGUAUUUAAGAUUUCAUCAAUGUCACAGUGGUCUCACUUUCUUUGAAUUUGACAAUUAUCAGAUUUAAAAAAUAAUGUAUCUUUAUUAAGAUUACCAGCUAUUGUCCUGAAAGAAGUCCAGUGUUUAAGAUGGAUUAAGUUGAAAAAAACACAUUCAAAUCAAAGUAAAAGUUUUCGCGUAUUGCGAGUACAAACAUACAGUCUGACAGGAAGAUAGACACAAAUUAUAAAAAUCAUAUUUUUGGCUUCUGUUUGUCUUAUUAAAAUAAGCUUGACUAGACUCAUUGACUACGUUCAGCCAUUUGGCUUAAUGAUAGAACUGAGAUCCAAAUAGUGACAGGUCGUUUGUCCUGAGAAGAAUCCCAAGUUUGUAAGUCACCUUUUACGACAUACAUGGGGGAAGAAAUGGAGUUAUUCUUUUCUUUUUGCUAUUGGUGCCAAGAACUAUACAGCACAUUUUAAAUACUUGUAUGUAUAAAUUCAUUUAAUUUUAUAUGAAUGUGUUGAGUAUACAAAUUAUAACCCAUUUUCUUUUAAAAUAUAUUGUAAUAAAUAAUUAUAGUUCCAAUUUAAGGUGUAUAAAAGACUUGUUGGCUUUUGUGUUAUAUGUAAGACUAUUUAUAAUUUUAAGUAAGGUGCAAUGAUUUAUAUUAAACAGUUAUUAAACCUUGCAA